Cataglyphis hispanica is the source of this 3777-nucleotide messenger RNA. It is a transcript of the gene Klp3A, whose product is annotated as chromosome-associated kinesin KIF4. Gene Ontology annotation, molecular function: microtubule motor activity; ATP binding; microtubule binding. Gene Ontology annotation, biological process: microtubule-based movement; mitotic spindle organization. Bases 243 to 3323 code for a protein of 1026 amino acids. Lineage: Eukaryota; Metazoa; Arthropoda; Insecta; Hymenoptera; Formicidae. The record is from RefSeq and is a predicted model, not a curated record. The transcript has 13 exons.
UAUGAAGAAUAUUUUCACGUCUAUGGUUGAACGCGGCCAACUGUUUCCUUAGCUACCAUCCCUCCUUCACUGCUGAAUAGAAUUCAAAUUGGUUGAAACUUAACGUCUUUCUGCUCGCUACCUGUGUCCUGUGCUCAUCAACAGUUCAGUGGGAAUUCUUGAUCCUUGUAUAUAUUCUUGCGCUGAUAGAAUUUCUUCAAAGUAUGUUCUAAGUUGUAAAAUUCCGAAAAAUUGUAUUAAAAAUGUGUGACGAUACCGUUUGCGUUGCUCUGCGCAUCCGUCCAUUAGUGGAAAGUGAAAUUGAGAAGGGAUGUCAAAUGUGCUUGGAUGUUGUUCCUGGAGAACCACAAAUUCAUAUAUGUAAUACUGAUAAGGCAUUUACAUAUAAUUAUGUUUUUCCUCCUGAUGUUGCACAAGAAGAUUUUUAUAAUAUAGCUGUUAAACGAUUGAUAGAUAAUACUUUUCAAGGCUAUAAUGUAACAAUAUUGGCAUAUGGACAAACAGGAAGUGGUAAAACUUAUUCUAUGGGUACUAACUAUGUAGGAACGGGAGAAAAGGGUAUAAUACCAAGAGUUACUCAUGACAUAUUUGAAAGAAUCAAAUCAAAGGAAGAUUGGAGUUUUAAAGUAGCUGUGUCGUUCAUGGAAUUAUAUCAAGAACAAGUGUAUGAUUUGUUAUCUGAUAAGCAGAGAAGCCAAUCUAUUGUAGAUAUUAGGGAAGAUGGAAAAAGUAUAAAAAUUGUUGGCAUUACUGAAAAAGAAGUUAUAAAUGCUGAAGAGACACUAAAAUGUUUGACUCAGGGUGCUAUGGGUCGUGUAACUGGCGCAACUGCUAUGAAUGCACAUAGCAGUCGCAGUCAUGCAAUAUUUACAAUAUGCAUACAUCAACAAAAGAAAAAUGAUCCAAAUACUGCGACAGUUUCAAAAUUUCAUCUAGUCGAUUUAGCGGGCUCAGAACGUAGUAAAAAGACUCAAGCCACAGGAGAACGGUUUAAGGAAGGUGUCAAUAUAAACAAGGGAUUGUUAGCUUUGGGCAAUGUAAUUUCCCAACUCGGUGAUGGUGCUCCUGGAACAUACAUUGGAUAUAGAGACAGUAAACUAACAAGAUUAUUACAGGAUUCUCUAGGUGGUAAUUCCAUGACUCUUAUGAUUGCCUGUGUCAGUCCUGCUGAUUAUAACUUGGAUGAAACUCUUAGCACAUUGAGAUAUGCGGACCGCGCACGUAAGAUAAAAAAUAAACCGAUCGUAAAUCAAGAUUCGAAGGUAGCUGAGAUAAAUCGAUUGAACAAAAUAAUUCAGGAAUUGCGACUAGCUCUUAUAAAUCAAGAACUUGGCAUAACGUGUCCUAAGGAACAUGAAGAACUCGAAGAAAAAUAUAGUAUAUUACAACAAAAAUUUAGAGAUAUGACAGAGAAAUUAAAUUUGAAUUUAGUAGAAAUCGUUGUCAUGCACGAACGAGCGGAAAUGGCUGAACAAGCCCGAGAAAAGAUUAGAUCCUCCAUGGCAACAUUAUUGGAUGAAUUUAAUCAAAUUUUACAAGAUCUUAAUGACUGUCCUGAAAUUAGCAAUGAAAAAUAUAAUAUAUUAAAGGCAAUGUAUGAAAAAAUGUUAGAUAUCCAAAAUGAUGAAAGAAAAGCAUCUGAAGAACUUAUUAAUCAUGAAAUAUCUAAUUCUAAAAACUAUGUAAUGCAUAUAGAAGAAAAUACAAAACGUACAGAGCAGAUAGAAGAGUUGAAUAAUAUUGAAGAUAGUUUAGAUUAUUUUGAUAAAAAAGAAGAAGAACAUACGUUGCGGCAAGCGGAACGAAAUAACGAAGUCCAAAAUAUUAAUAAAGAGCUAGCGCUUAAAGAAAGUCUUGUAUCUGAACUUUUAAAGAAUGCUACACAACAAGCAGCAGAGAGCCGAAAGAAUAUUAUAGAAAUGGAACAAGAACUUAAACGAUUACAUACAGAAAAAGAGGAACAGUUACAAGCGGUACAUGCGCACAAUAUCAGUUCCAAAUUAGCUGAAACACGUCGUAAAAAAGUGCAAGAAUUAGAAAAAAAAAUAACAGAAUUAACGCGUAAAUGUAUAGAACAAAACAAAAUAAUUAAGAUAAAGGAGAAACAGGAUCAAAGAGUCAAAACUCUUUCCAACGAAAUACAAUCGCUAAAAGAAACUCGAGUUAAGCUUAUCAGGCAAAUGCGUAUUGAUGCGAAUAAUUUUACAAAGUGGAAGCAAUCUAAAGAAAAGGAAAUUAAUAGACUGAAAGCUCAAGAUCGUAAGCGUGCUUGUGAAAUAGUACGCAUGAAAACGCAACAUAAUAAACAGGAGAAUGUCUUCAAAAGAAAAAUGGAAGAAGCUUUUGCAGUUAACAAAAGAUUAAAGGGUGCAUUGGAGAUGCAUAAAAAAGCGAUGCAGCGACAAGAAAAAAAGGCCAACAGCAAAGAUGAGAUAAAAACAUUGAUGGCACAGGAAUUUGAAGUGUUAAUGGCCACCAUAGAAGCGGAUUGCUCUCUUAAGAGACUUAUGCAAGAUAGAGCUUCCUUGGUGCAUCAAUUGGAGCAAUUGAAAAAAAAUGGCGAUGCAAACGAAGAAGAACUUGCGACUGUCGCCGAAUUCAUAGAGCUACGUAACGCGCAAAUUGCAGAUCUGCAACAAAAAAUUCUCGAGUCAGAUCAAGAAACUAGAGAAAAUACCAGAUGGAAUAUGAUACAUACAAUAGCGGAUGCUAAGGUGGCAUUUAAAACAUUAUUUCAUAUAAUGGCACAAGACAAAAAGCAACAAUGUUACAAAAAUAUUGAAUUCAAAGAGAAAUAUCAAAAUUUGGAAACAGAAUUAGAAAAAUAUAAGGAACUGGAAAAAGAGAGCAAAAUUAUAUCUUCACAAAGUACAUCUGAUGCAUCUUUCAAUGAUAUCGGUUCGGAUGAAGGUUCAACGAAACAGGUUUUGACAGAAAAUAAUUUUAGCAAUGAGAACAAAAGAUCAUGGUCUAAAAAAAAAAGAACAACAGAAAUCGAAAUAGAAAUUGAUGAUAGUUUAAUGAUAGAAGAUGAUGUUAAUAAAGAUCCCGAUUGGAAGAGUACGCCGCUUUAUAAUCGCAUACAAAAGUUACAGAACAAAUCCAAGCUUUCAGUUCAACGAUUGACUUUUAAAAUAGAGCCCAAUGAAAUAAAAUGUGCAUGUAAAACAAAAUGCUCUACACGCGUAUGUUCGUGUCGCAAAAACAGCGUUACUUGCAACAAUUGCAAUUGUAAUCCAGAACUGUGUCAAAAUAAAGACAAAGAAAACUUGCGUACUACAUUGUUUUCGGAUAUCAUAGAAAAGGAAUCAACAUGCGAUUAGAAAAAAAAAAUUAUUUUUUUCUAUAAUUGUGAGAAGAGAAAGAAUACGUGUAUAUUUAUCUAAUGCAGAGUAUCAUGUGUUUAAUUUAAAUAUUGUACAUAAUUUUCAUAUCAUAAACACAUUAAUUUCAUUUUUCAUAAUUUUUUAUUGUUCUAUUUGGAUGUUUGUCUGUUGAUUUCUUAUAGUUUUUACGCUUUUAUAUUGAAUGAUUUUGUUUCAGGUUUUGUAAUUGUCUAGAGAUGAAUAUAUCUCUUAUAUUUUACAUUGUAAUAAUUAAUCAAUUAUAAAUAAUGCCAUUACAUAUAUUAUCAAUAUUUUACAGUUCAAUAAUUAAAUGUAAAUAUGAUGACAUGAUAAUGCAGAGACUGACAAUAGUGAAAAAUAGUAUGUGAAGAUAAAUAAGGAAAAAUAAUAGUAUGUGAAAAUAAAAGCAAAAGGUUUUGUUAUCAAUUUA